Molecule: messenger RNA, 2144 nt
Organism: Ilex paraguariensis (yerba mate)
Lineage: Eukaryota; Viridiplantae; Streptophyta; Magnoliopsida; Aquifoliales; Aquifoliaceae
Source: the annotation of a GenBank genome assembly
AAGAGAGAAAGGCGAGAGAGAGAGAGAGAGAGAGUAAAACUGUAUAUAUAGACAAUCACAUAAAGAGAGAGAGGAGAGAGAGAGUGGCUACGGUAGUUUAUUGUUUGGGACUUGUAGGAGUAGGAGGGAAAAGGGGAAGUGGAGAAGAUGAUAAGAUAAGAAGUUUUCACUGCAACCUACACAAGUGAAACACAUAUCUAUUCUAGAGAGGGAAACAAGUUCUCAUUUUUCUCUGCGGAUAGAGAGCGAGAGAGAGAGAGGCUUGAACAAUCAAUGGGUUUGACAGAGGGAGCUCCCGAAGUGGCUGCACCUGCACGCCCAAUAACAAUCACUCUGCCACCUCGCUCCUCUUUCGAAGGCGUCUUUUCCGGUGGAGCCGGACCCGGAUUCAGUCCCGGUCCGAUGACCCUAGUCACCAACUUCUUCUCCGACCACUAUCCUGACUCCGAUUGCCACUCCUUCUCUCAGCUCCUUGCCGGGGCCAUGGCUUCACCAGUCGCAGCCUUUGCUGGUUCAGAAUCCAGCUUUUUAGCCCAUAAUUCGACUGAUAGUUCUCUAAAAGAAGCAAAUUCUGAAGAUAGAAGUGAGAACAAAGUGGGGUUUAAGCAAAAUCGGCCGAUGAGUUUGGUGGUUGCUCCGUCACCGAUGUUCUUGAUCCCUCCUGGCUUGACUCCUUCUGGGUUGCUCAACUCUCCUGGGUUCUUUUCACCGCUACAGAGCCCUUUUGGAAUGUCUCACCAGCAGGCCUUGGCACAUGUUACAGCUCAGGCUGCUCUGUCCCAGUCUUAUACGCCCACUCAAGCUGAAUAUCAGCCUUCCUCAGUAGCACCGUCUUUAUCAUUGGCACAAGAUCCUAUUGAAACGACACAACAAGAGACUCAUCCCAUAGUGUCAGGCUCUGAAAGUUCCAAGAUGGAAACAUUAGAGGUUUCACAAUCUGAUCGGAAACUUGUACCUGCUCCCCUUGAUAAACCGGCUAAUGAUGGUUAUAACUGGCGGAAAUAUGGGCAGAAGCAGGUCAAGACGAGUGAGUACCAUCGGAGCUAUUAUAAAUGCACAUAUCUCACUUGCCCUGUCAAGAAGAAAGUUGAGCGUGCCACUGAUGGUCAAAUAACUGGGAUUGUUUAUAAGGGUGAGCACAACCACGAGCUGCCUCGAUCCAAUAAACGUGUUAAAGUUGGUGAUGUGGAGGGAACUACGAACUCUCAGAUGGAGUCUGAACUUGGUUCACAAGUUCAGACAGAAAAGAGCAAGUCAAAAGAAGCAUUACCCUCUCAGUCAGUGCCCAGAAAGAAUCAGGUAUCCACCCAGUCGACAUCCGAACAGUUACCUGGAUUAAGUGACAGGGAAGAAAUGGAUGAUGCUGAAAUGAUAAUCAAUGAUGGGGGUGAUGAACCGAAUUCCAAGAGAAGGAACACACAGAUGGGGGCAUCUGAUCUAGCUUUGUCACAUAAAAUGGUCACAGAACCAAGAAUCAUUGUGCAGACAAGAAGUGAAGUUGAUCUUUUGGAUGAUGGGUUCAAGUGGCGAAAAUAUGGGCAGAAAGUGGUCAAGGGAAAUCCUCAUCCAAGGAGCUAUUACAGAUGCACUUUUGUGGGGUGCAACGUGCGUAAGCAUGUCGAGAGGGCUUCAACAGACCCCAAAUCUGUGAUAACUACAUAUGAAGGAAAACAUAGUCAUGACAUCCCGGCAGCCAGAAACAGGAUCCACAGCACAGCCAGUGGCGAUGGAUUGCAGUCAAAACCGAAAAAAGUGGUGCAUGGGGAACCUGCCCUACAUGUUGAACUAGAUUUCGGAAGCAAAGACCAAAGACAAGUCCUGUUACAGCUAAAAGAAGAGCAAAUCGCAGCAUAAAUAUAUCUGCUAUUACGCUAUCUGUAAGAUCAAAGGUAGGAUUUGAGCUUGCCUGUUUGCUAACUUAGGACAAGGUGGGACAAUGAAAACGAUGAUAUCAUUUGGAAGCUUAUUGAAAAUGUAUGUCAAUAGUAGAUGUUGUAUGGUUGAAUUCCAAGGUGUGGUGUGUGUGUCUACGCACUUUUGUCUAUUUUAUGUGGUGUGGGAAGUAUAUGUACAAUUAUUGUUCCCUCCUACUGUCCUACAACAGUAUUUUCUGUAUACUUAUAAUUUGAGUUGCCAUCAUUUCG